Molecule: messenger RNA, 702 nt
Organism: Dichomitus squalens LYAD-421 SS1
Lineage: Eukaryota; Fungi; Basidiomycota; Agaricomycetes; Polyporales; Polyporaceae
Exons: 2
Coding region: 1-702 (233 amino acids)
Biological process (GO): C-terminal protein methylation
Cellular component (GO): membrane
Molecular function (GO): protein C-terminal S-isoprenylcysteine carboxyl O-methyltransferase activity
Source: RefSeq, a predicted model, not a curated record
AUGCUUCAUCUAUACCUCAAGACCUUCCUCCUCGUCAGCUCGGCCACCUUAUCCUUCGCUGCCCUGAUUCCCCCAAAGCGUGCACCGGACCGGACACAGAAGUUAUACACCGGACAGCUGUUCGAAUAUCUGGUCCGCUCUUUGGCGUAUAUAGCAUGCUUCGUGAUCGUCUCGCCCUCCUUUAGCCAGUCCAUCAUACUACUUGUCCAUGACAAGUAUCCUCUAGUUGGACCGUUACUCUGCCCUGCCAACCCCGCGAGGCUCCACCCGCUCUUCGAUAUCCCGCCACGGUUUCUCGUGGGAACCGCUUUUGUUUACGCCGGGUCUCUCUUCCGGUUAUGGUCAUACCGUGCGCUCGGAUCCCUCUUCACCUACGAGGUCACUAUCAAGAACGACCACGCACUCGUCACCUGGGGUCCGUACGCCUACGUACGACACCCUGCGUACACCGGUGUUCUCUUCAUCCUCCUUGGCGAGCAAUUGAUGCAGUUCGGCAUGGAAGGCUACGUCCCCCACUGCGGGAUUGCUCACACGCCCUUCGUCGUAUUCAUCUACAUAUGGCGAUAUGGCUCCCUGUUCACUGCAUACUCGCUGUACAAGCGUUGUCGCGUGGAAGACGGACAAUUGGUGGAGCGGUUCGGGGCCGUAUGGGAGGACUACGCUGCGAAAGUGAGGUGCAAGCUGCUCCCGUACUUGCUCUAG